AUGGUCUCAUCAUUUAUUCCAAAGUCCUUCCUACAAGGACCCCCUCAAAAAGCCGUUGUUCACCAAAUCGACUUCACAAAAACAACCCCACCCAUCCCCGCAUUCAAAAACGACUUCGCAGCCGUAAUAGACAACUUCAUGACCGAAUCAGAAUGUACAGAACUCCUUCAUCUCGCAGAACAAUCUACAAAUCCCACCUCCGACCAGACACCAGUCUGGGAACGCGCAAUGAUCAACUCAGGCGGAGGUAAAGAAGUCAUGUCCGUUGAUUCACGAAAAAGUGGCCGAAUCAUCUUUGAUUCACCCGAUAUCGCACAACGGAUUCUUGAUCGUUUAAUGCCAUUCAUGAAAGAGUUUAAUAUCGAUCGCGUUCAUGAUAUGCCGGCUGUCACGGGCCUUGGUCCUGCCCGGCGCGGUGAAACGUUUCAUCUCUCAGGGCUUAAUGAGCGAUUGCGCUUUUUGCGCUAUGAGGGUGGUGAUUAUUUUCGACCUCAUUGGGAUGGGCGUUACGUUAGGCCUGAUGGGAAGGAGGGGUCGCUUUUUACAAUUCAUUUAUAUUUGAAUGGGGAGGGGGAGCAGGAUAUGGAGGAGCUUUUACCGGAGAUUGAGCGGGCGGAGAAGAAGAAUGCGCUCUUUGUGAAGGGUGGCGAGGUGGAUUUAAUGGAUGUGGGUAAUGAGUCUGAGUUGGAAGAUGGAUCUGGAUCUGGUACUUCUGCGCGUGUAGCUGCAGAUUCAAAUAAGGAGAAGCUGCUUGGUGGUGCUACUUCUUUCACUGAUGAUUAUCGUGCGAGGGAGGUGGUGCGCGUGUUUCCGAAAACAGGGUCCAUUUUGAUUUUCCAGCAACGACACUUGAUGCAUUGUGGUGAUGAUGUUUUUCGAGGUGUGAAGUAUACUGUUCGGUCGGAUAUAAUGUAUACAAAUGAGUCUGCCUAG
Molecule: messenger RNA, 933 nt
Organism: Penicillium angulare
Lineage: Eukaryota; Fungi; Ascomycota; Eurotiomycetes; Eurotiales; Aspergillaceae
Exons: 1
Coding region: 1-933 (310 amino acids)
Biological process (GO): peptidyl-proline hydroxylation to 4-hydroxy-L-proline
Cellular component (GO): endoplasmic reticulum
Molecular function (GO): iron ion binding; procollagen-proline 4-dioxygenase activity; L-ascorbic acid binding
Source: RefSeq, a predicted model, not a curated record